AUGAUAGAGAGCACAGCUAAUACAUCGCAACUGGUACUAUCUCGCAUAAUCGAGAAUUUUAUUAUUAUUUGGUUAGAUUCAGACAUUAAUGAAUUUGCUGAAGAUACAAGAAAUUCCAUUACCAGACUUCGACAGAUGGUCAAUACAAUCAAAAUAUUUAAUGAUGUUGAUAAAUGUGUUGAUUUUCUUACUGAUAUCGAAGAUGAAAAAGUAUUUAUGAUUAUUUCAAAUACAUUUGGUCAACAAAUUGUAUCUCUAAUUGGAAAUGUUGCUCAGUUACACUCAAUCUAUGUUAUGUGUAGUCAAUCAAUAGAGCAUCAACCAUGGAUAGAUGAUUAUAAAAAUGUGAAAGGAAUAUUCAACAAAAUGGAGUCAAUUUGUGAUGUACUCAGAAGAAAUAUUCGUCAGUACGAGAUUAAUUUGAUAUCAAUUAGUAUUGUUCCUACACGUUCUCUUACGAAUCUUGAUGAACUCGAUCAAUCAUUCAUGUAUUCUCAAAUUCUUAAAGAAAUUAUUCUUGACAUUAAACCUGAUAAAACAGCUAAGAAAGAAUUUGUCGAUUUCUGUUGUACUCAUUAUGCUGAUAAUAAUACUCAGUCAAGUAAAAUACGUGAUUUUGAACAAUUAUAUGAACAUCAUUCACCAAUUUGGUGGUAUACGAAAGAGCCAUUUAUUUAUUCAAUACUGAACAAAGCUCUUUGA
Molecule: messenger RNA, 702 nt
Organism: Rotaria sp. Silwood2
Lineage: Eukaryota; Metazoa; Rotifera; Eurotatoria; Philodinida; Philodinidae
Source: the annotation of a GenBank genome assembly